Molecule: messenger RNA, 1158 nt
Organism: Mesorhabditis belari
Lineage: Eukaryota; Metazoa; Nematoda; Chromadorea; Rhabditida; Rhabditidae
Source: the annotation of a GenBank genome assembly
AUGUUUCUCGCGAAAAUAAAUGGAUUCACGCCAUGGGGAAACAUUUUGCGAACAACUUCGGCAGAAAUUGUCCAAAUUCGAGGCCGAAAGCGUGCCCUCAAGCAAACGCUGACUCGACAACAAAAAUUGGAUCGACGAUUAAAAAGAGAGGCCAAAGAAGCGGCACGAAAACAGUACACCUUCAUGGAAAGAAUUAACAUUAGAAGGAUGAAAAACUUAUUAUCUCCGUCAGAACAAUUUCCGGGAAGACUAAAUCUGGAAGAAGAGGCCGCUCUACCCGAUAGCCCAACAACGAAUGUUUAUAUUAGGUCAACUUUCAAAACACAAUAUUAUUCGGUGCCUGAAGCGCUUGCAAUGCAUCGUGAACUACAGCAUCCUUCAAUCUAUAACCGGCCAGAUGCACCACUGAAGCUGCGGAUAGAGCUUAAUAUGACCACCGAAAAGCAGACAAAGAUGGUAUCAAAUUCUGAUGAGAUUGUGCCUGUUCCGUAUCCUUUUCAACAUCGAGAAAAGAGAACAAUUUUGGCCUUUGUCAACGAUCCAAAGCUACAGGAAUUGGCGGUUGAAAGUGGCGCUGAAUUGGCGGUUGGGCCGGAUAUAAUCAAGAAGGUCAUCAAGGGACAAUUUCGGAUGGACGAUUACGAUUUCUGUGUGGCUCAUACGGAUAUGUCUUCCCAUAUUCUUCCGCUUCGUGGAUUGCUCAGAACGAAGUUCCCUACAAAGAAAAAUGGUGGGCUUGGCGACGAAUUGCCCGAAAUCAUCGAACGCUUUCGAAGUGGAGUCAAGCUGGGGAUAAAAGGAGAUCCCGUUCAUCCAAUUUGGGGGUUAUCCGAUCCAAUUGUUGGGAGGUUGUCGAUGCCAGAUGACCAAAUAGAAGCGAACGUCGGUGCUAUCAUUGAAGCCUUGUGUGCUAAUCGAAGUGCUGCCUUGGGCUCAUUCGUUAAUCGAUGCCUCAUGAUGACCAUUCCUGGUGACGCACAUUUUGCUCUUGAUGUGAAGAAAUGGCUACCGAUUCCAUCUGAAGAAGAACUAGAAAAAAUGGACUCCCGUAGAGGAGGCAAAAAGCACAAGAAGAAAGAAGAGAGUGCAAAAGAUCGAGGCGAUGCCAAAAGUGAUUUGCCUGUCGAUGAUGAAGCUCGAAAACAAGCGGCCAGUGGA